UGGCUCGCUGUGUCACAGAGAGUCCCCUUAAGCCUACGUGACAACUCGCAUACUGUCCCUUUGUGACCAGCUUAAUCGGCAGAAUGCCCGGUUUCUGCGUGCUUUGUUUCGCGGUCGUUCUAGCAGCAUUCACCCGGCUCGCCGGGACCGUGGGGCCGGUGGUCCGAUGCGAGCCGUGUGACGCCGGGGCACUGCUGCAGUGCAAGCCGCUGCCAAAGGACUGCGCGGAGAGGGUGAGGGAGCCCGGCUGCGGCUGCUGCAUGACGUGCGCCCUCGCCGAGGGACAGGCGUGUGGAGUGUAUACGGGGCGCUGCGGUUCCGGCUUGACCUGCCAGCACCAGCCAGGAGAGAGUCGACCCCUGCAAGCUCUGUUGGAGGGACGGGGAGUGUGCUCCAGCGCCGCAUCCAAAAAACUCAGCAGCCUUCUCAUACCGGCGCAAAAACAAGAGAGUGUCAGGGAUCAGGGAGAAGAAGGCCGUGCCAACGUAACCACAACGAUGACGGUGCUGCCCGGGGUGGCAGGUGUGGAGGGCGGGUUUAGUCGGGGAUCGAUGGACACAAGACCCCCGCUGCACACCAAACUGAUAAAGAAGGAUCAGAGUAAGAAGAGUCAGAGCUACAAGGUGGAGUCAGUGUCGGGAGGAGCCAAUACAGAUAUGCACAACUUCUCCCUGGAGAGCAAGAGGGAGACCGAGUAUGGGCCAUGCCGGAGGGAGAUGGAGAGCAUCCUGAACAGUCUUAAAAUCACUAACGUGCUCAAUCCCAGAGGCUUCCGCAUACCCAACUGUGACAAAAAGGGCUUCUACAAGAAAAAACAGUGCCGUCCAUCCAAAGGGAGGAAGCGGGGCUACUGCUGGUGCGUGGACAAAUACGGGCAGCCUCUGCCUGGCUACGAUGGCAAGGAGAGGGGCGAGACACAGUGCUACAACCUGGAGAGCAAAUGAGAGAAAUGGGAACGAGAGUGGAUGGAGUGCGAGUGUGGAGAGAAAGAAAGAAAGAGCGAGAAAGAGAUUGGGGGGGAGGGUGAAGGAGGGAAAAAAACAGAGAAAGAGAGAGAGAGAAAGAGAGAGACAGCCUUCUUUGCUCCUGCAUGUAAUUUUAUGUAAACAUUUGAAGGAGCUGUGGACCUUUGAUUGCAGGUCACAUUUCUGUCAGAGAGGGAGGGACUUGGGAGAGGAGAAAGGGAGGGGGAAGGGGUGGGCUGGAGAAGACUUAGGAGCAAAGCCUAGGCGACUGGCCAAGCCUCCUGUCCAUCACAGCUGUCUGUUCUGUGCUUAGGGAGCCUCUAUCCUUUCUAUUGGAAAAAAGAAGAAAAGAAAAACAAAAAGACAGAAAGAGAGAGGGAGGAGAGAAUCUUAUCAUCUGCACUAUUCUUUUAGAGAGAGAGGAAGGAGGGACUUUUCCACUCACUUUAAAGAGGACUUGUUUGUGACUGUGACCCCCACCGCAACACGUUUGUGUGUGUGUGUGUGUGUGUGUGUGUGUGUGUGUGUGUGUGUGUGUGUGUGUGUAUGUAUGUGUGUGGUUUUGUCUGUGUGCACCUGCAUAACAUACGUGCAUUUGUGCACAACUGCAUGUCUGUGCAAGAUUGUGUGGGUGUGCUUCCCAAAGUGUUUUUUUGUGUAAAUACUGUAUUUCACUAAGCUCAGUUUAGAGAUGUUAGAACACCUCUGAACAGCCCAUCCCCAACCCCCUAUUCCAUUAAACAAUGCAGAAACCGCUCUCUGGCUCAGGGUCCAUUUUGAAGUGAAGGCAUAUGGGAAGACAGGGCUUUGACCUCUUAUCCACAGUGAGGGCCAACCAGGGCCUUCCUCGCUGUCUCCAUAAUACUACCUUGUCCCUCUUCUUGCUGGUGCUCUGCAGGAGGAAGAGAACGGAGGCAAUCCAUGCAGUUAUAGUGCCUUAAAACCAUCCUUGCGUGCCUCCCCUCCCUGUAGUCCUUCACCAUCUAUAGUCCUUAAUUAAGGUGCUUGCAUCCAACCCUGCAGACUUAGGGAUUGGUCUGGAUAGAUUAGCCGGUCCCCUGUCUCUUUCCCAAAUCCCAUUCCUGUCCAUCUGUACCUGACCACAUCAACAUCCCAAUUCCCCUCCCCCGCUCCCUGCCUCUAUCCAAGCACACGAUUGCUUUAUAUGCUCCCCUUUGCCCUGUACCCACCCCUUUCCUCUUCUCUGUCCUCAUCUACCAUGCUCCAAGCUCUGGUGCUGAUCUCCUGGAAUCUUAUGUCUUUACCCCAAUCCCAAAUUCCUUGUCCUGCCUCUAUCUUCAUGCCUAACCCUGUCCCCAUCCCCUUCCCUCUAGCCCUAAACGCUGUCUCCCUGUCCCCAGCACCCCGUUUAUCUUCAGUCCUCUUCCUGUCAGUGAUGCAACCUGGUGUAGGCUUGUUCCAACUGGGUUUGCCCGGUGUGACCGGCCUGCCCUGCCACAGGUGCCAGCUGCCCCCAUGCUUCAAGCCCAAGCACAAGCACUUAAAGCACUUUAGCUGCACCGCUACUCGCCAAUGCAUGCAGUUAAAGACAAUUGGACCUAUCUGCAUCUGCAUACCUUUCCUUAGAGGUAAAGUUAGAUGAAACGAUGUGAUAUUGUAAGAAAACAAUAAUAACUUAGGAAGAAAAAAAAAAAACGAAAGCUACACCAGGACUUCUGACAGUGAACUUAGCGAACACCCCUCAGAAUUUCCAUUCAAUGCAACUAUUUUCUUUUUUGUUGUUGUUGUUUUUGUUUUUUUGAAAAUACUUGUAUGAUCUUAUGCCAACAUAACUCCACAAGGUGGACACAGCACCAAAUAUGCAUUCACACAAGUGGUAGGGGGUCUGAGGGAGGAGGCGUGAUCCUCCCCAAGGAACUUCCUGCCUGAUGCUCUCCCACAUCCUGUGUAAAGACUUGAAAAGUGGAGAAUGCCGACAAAGAAUGCUAGCCCAGUAGCAUGGUAACAUGGAAUCGGCUGUAUAUUCACAUUGAUAGACAGCAACAACUUAAAACCAACCUGUUGGUGCUAUAUCCCAUUCUAUUCAAAGACUUGAUGUAAGGGGAGGAACAUAAGAGUAUGUUAUGUUAAGUUAUUCCCUCCCUAUUAUUUGUAAGUGUGUCUUUACAUAUAUAUAUAUAUAUAUAUAUAUAUAUAUAUAUAUAUAUAUUCCUGGCCAGCUAUGUGUCUGAUGAGACAUCAUGUACAGUACUUAAGAGUAAAAAUAAAGUUAUUUAUCUAAGAAAGAAUUAUAAGCUGAUCCAAACUACGUUUUCUUAUGAACAAUUCAGUGACUCACCGAUUGCACAACAAAGUCUAUAUGAUUCAGUGUAUUUUGGGGAAUAUAAUCACUAAUGAAUGUUUUUUUAAGAACCUUUUCCUUCUGUAUCUCAGCAGUGUCAUUUGUAAGCUCCAUGCCCUGUGGGUGAUUUAACCCAUGGCAGAUCUCUGUCAGUCAGGCACUCAGGUCUCUGGUCAUCUUAGUUCACUGCCUUUACAGGCCAUUGAACCUCUCACCUCUCAGUAAGUCACUUCUCUCCAUGCACACCCAGCCAUCCCGCCUCAGUUUGUAGUGCAGAGCCAGGGUCACUUCUGUAUGUCACUUUUUUUUCCUGCUGGUCACGUAAGAAUCUCUCUGUUCACGGGUAAAUGUACUUUGUUUUUCAUUUUAAGUUUAUCCUUUAAAGAGUUUUUGAUUCAAGCUUUUCAUGAUACUAAACUAGAAAUCACACAGCUAUUAUUUUCUUUGAGAAAGGAAAUGAUUUUGAUUCAAAUAUAAUUUGUAUUUAAUGUCUUUUUUAAAUAAAAAAUGAACACAUUUUAA
Messenger RNA from Myripristis murdjan (pinecone soldierfish), 3789 nucleotides. RefSeq names its product insulin-like growth factor binding protein 3 (gene igfbp3). Bases 84 to 944 code for a protein of 286 amino acids. Gene Ontology annotation, cellular component: extracellular region. NCBI's taxonomy places the organism in Eukaryota, Metazoa, Chordata, Actinopteri, Holocentriformes, Holocentridae. Gene Ontology annotation, biological process: regulation of insulin-like growth factor receptor signaling pathway. The transcript has 4 exons. The record is from RefSeq and is a predicted model, not a curated record. Gene Ontology annotation, molecular function: insulin-like growth factor II binding; fibronectin binding; insulin-like growth factor I binding.